ACUCCAGCCCUCUACUCACGCUUACAGCUUAAUUAAUCAAUUAAUCAACCAACCAAUUAAUCACUCAUAACAUUUAUACUUCCUUCUUAACUUCUUUAACCAAGCCCUGGACCUUGAGCCUCGAAGAAAACCAUCUUAAUCUUUUUCAUCAUAGUACCUUUUUGUUUUUUCCCUUUUUCUAAUAUUCUUUAUAAUAUAAUUAAAGUAUUGCAAACAAGUCAAACAAAAAUGGUCGUAUCCUCUCAAUCUUUCGAACGUCCAACCAUCGACAUUGGUGAUGGACUUAUCAUGCGUUGGUCUUCAAAAGCUGAUACUGAUAAUGUUAUCAACCUCGUCGGCGAUGCCUUCAGAUGGAUUCCAUAUGGUGACCCACUUCCAGAAAAUAUGGUUCCACCUCCUAAUGAAUACUUUAUGGCUGGCGCUAGGCGGAUGUUGUCCGGGAAAAACGCGGCUAUGAGCGGACAUGACUAUGCCUUGGUGGAAGAUACUAAGCGGGCAAAGGGAAGAAACCCCAUUGUUGCCUGUGCAGCUCUUCAUAAGCAUCCAGCCUAUUAUGGAUCUAUUAAUCUACAAUUCGGAAAGCCAGAACUAAUUGCAUGUGACCCUGAAUAUCGUGGUAAAGGAUUGAUCCGUAGGCUUCUUUUUGAGAUGAUUCAUCCAGCUUCUGAUGCCAGAGGAGAUGAUCUUCAGUUCAUCGGCGGUAUUCCCUAUUUCUACCGUCAAUUCGGUUACGAAUAUGCUCUGUACGUUUGCCCUGGCACCAGGUUUGAAAAUGCAGAUGCAGUUCCUGCUCUUGCUAAAGGAGAGACUGAACCCUAUAAUCUUCGUCGAGCCACUGUAGAUGAUAUACCACUCUUAAUUCGGUUGAGUCACCCAGAAAAGAGACAUGCGAUUGCACAAGUCGGACUUCAUUACACACCCGAAUACUGGCAAUACACCGUCCACGAUAUAUAUGAGGAUAAACAGCAUAGGUUUGAUGCCGAUCGUGAUACAAGGAUUAUUGUUGACGUCAAAACAGGAAUGGAUGUCGGCUUCACUGUCGUUUCACAUGGAUACCUAGGCCCACAACUAGAGGCCAUGGCAUUGGAGGAGGAUCUUGUUAAAUAUAUAGAUGCAAAGGACUCUGUUUUGAGACAGCUCUUUCAGCAUGCAAGGGAGCGUCAAGAGAUCGCAGCAAGGGAAUAUGAACUAUACAAGAAGAAGAUCGGUCUUGUGACCGAGGACGAUACUAACGGGCCAAAACCUAUCCGGUUCUCUUUUGGAUUGCAACUUAAUAAGGAACACCCACUGUCAAUCUUGGUAAGCGACAAGAUCAAAGAUGCACCCAACAACAUCUGUGAUUACUUAUUGUACGCUCGUAUCCCAAGUUAUAAAAGAUUCAUCCAAAAGAUUACUCCCGAGUUGGAGAAGCGCCUUGCAGACUCUGUGAUUGCUGGUAUCAGCGGUCGAUUGCGUCUCAACUUCUUCCGUAGGGUUGAAGGUCAGGAUUGUAAGGGUCUGCAAAUCUUUUUGGAGAAGGGAAAGAUUGUGGAUGUCCAGAACUGGGCCCCUCUUUCAGAUGCACAAUUGUUGGAAGAGAGAUUGCAGUGGAAGGCACAAGGGACCAAAGCACCCACGAUCUAUGUUGCUUCCUUUGGGCCAUUAACGUUCUCUUCACUGAUAACAGGAAAGAAUUCUGUUGAAGAACUGGUGUUGGCCAACGGUGAAAACUUGAUCAAAGACAACCCUACUCGUACGUUAUUGGAAACUCUUUUCCCCAAGGUUGACCACCAUAUUGAUUCAUAUAUCUGGUAGAAAAUGAACUAAAAUAAAG
Molecule: messenger RNA, 1813 nt
Organism: Lobosporangium transversale
Lineage: Eukaryota; Fungi; Mortierellomycota; Mortierellomycetes; Mortierellales; Mortierellaceae
Exons: 5
Coding region: 229-1794 (521 amino acids)
Source: RefSeq, a predicted model, not a curated record